This is a messenger RNA of Camelina sativa (false flax), 430 nucleotides long. The record is from RefSeq and is a predicted model, not a curated record. NCBI's taxonomy places the organism in Eukaryota, Viridiplantae, Streptophyta, Magnoliopsida, Brassicales, Brassicaceae.
AGAAGAUGGAUCAAGUCAACAUUAAUUUAUAUGUGCCCUCAUCUGUGCCCAAGUGUUUGGAAUCCUCUCUCGAGUUUGUAAUCCUUAAAUUCCCAGUCUCGAUAAAUGUUGCAGAAAUGAAGCUAGUAAGGUACUUCUUAGAGAAUUCGGCUGUCCUUAAGAGACUCACUCUACAUUUGGAUUCUAAUUCAACAGAAGAUGAAGUCUUGAAGAAACUAUUGGAAGUCCCAAGAGCCUCUACCAAAUGUAAGGUUGUCAUUGUACAAAAAUAGAAGGAAACAUGUGUGAGAUUGUAUGUAUUUGACAGGUUAUUAUAUCGGUUGAUGUCUGUAGGCGUAGGCUUGCCUUUCAUAUGUUCCCUUAUCAUUUGGGUCUUGUGAGUACAAAGGAAUGAAACAACUGCUUUUUUUAUUUUGGUAAUUUUUGUGUA